UAUUCCUCAAAAAUUAAAGAAAAAGGUUGAAAAAGAAAAACGUUUUCUUUGUCUCUGUCUCAGAAUGGCAUCGCCCACAGAGAAGAACACCAACACCAACACCACGCGUCCCCAGAGCAAGGCGAAGAAGAGAGCCGCAGCUGCCAUAUGCCAGUUGCUCGGUAAUGCCAAGAAUAAGCGCGUCGUUUUGGGAGACCUCACGAAUGUCUCAAGCGCCGUUGUCGUUUCGGAAUCUCCGAAACGGAAAAAGGUUAAACUCAAGAAUGUCGAUGAAAGAAGCGACCCUCAACUCUGUGGCCCAUACAGUUCUGACAUAUACCAGUACCUUUGCGGAUUGGAGGUUGCUCCUCGUUUGAGACCGAUCCCGGAUUAUGUUCAGAAGGUUCAGAACGACGUGGAUGGAAACAUGCGCGGUGUUCUGGUGGAUUGGUUGAUUGAGGUGGCAGAAGAGUAUGGGCUGGUUUCGGAUACGUUAUACUUUUGUGUGGCUUAUAUAGAUAGGUUUUUAUCGUUGAAGGUACUGUCCAGACAGAGAUUGCAGUUGCUUGGGGUUGCUGCAAUGCUCGUUGCUUCGAAAUAUGAAGAGGUUAAGCCACCCGAGGUGGAGGACUUUUGUUACAUUACGGAUAAUACAUACUCUAAGGAAGAGGUUUUGAAUAUGGAAGCCGAUAUAUUGACGGCGUUGAAAUUUGAAUUGGGUGCUCCUACCGUGGGGACAUUCUUGAGGAGAUUCUGUGGAGUUGGUCAAGAGGGUGUUGAUACUUCUGCUCUCCAGUUUGAGUUCCUUAGCUGCUACCUUGCAGAACUCAGUUUGUUGGAUUAUUACUGUGUAAAGUUUUUACCAUCUUUGGUGGCAGCAUCUGUUGUAUUCUUAGCAAGAUUUAUGCUAAGCACAAAGACACAUCCCUGGAAUUCGGCCCUCCACCAACUCACUACAUAUAAACCCGCUGACUUGAAGGAAUGUAUUCUAAAGUUACAUGACUUGUACCUCAGAAGGAGGGGGCCUUCUUUGCAAGGUGUGAGAGAGAAAUACAAACAGCAUAAGAAAUAUGCUGAUUCGAGUUGCAUUGGAUGUUUUGGUACAGUUCAAAUGUGUGGCAACAGCACCAUCUCCUCCCGAUAUACCCCUGUCUUUUUUUGAGUUUUCAAGGGUAGAUUCGUAGACAAUUGUGAUUUGGCAGAAGCGUAUUUCCUAACACUAACACUAACGACAAGAGUUUCACAAUUUCAGUUGCACUUGCUUAUGUUUAGGGAGGUGCUUUUUGUUAUCAACCUUGUAUAAAAAGGUGAUAAACCCCAUAUGUUGGGAAUUAGUGUUUUCGGCUAUUAGAAGUUCUUUGUAAGAUUCCUUGAAGGAUUUGCUAUUUCUAUGUAUAGGGAAGUUCUAUGCGUGCU
Molecule: messenger RNA, 1395 nt
Organism: Vigna angularis (adzuki bean)
Lineage: Eukaryota; Viridiplantae; Streptophyta; Magnoliopsida; Fabales; Fabaceae
Product: putative cyclin-A3-1
Exons: 8
Coding region: 65-1141 (358 amino acids)
Biological process (GO): regulation of cyclin-dependent protein serine/threonine kinase activity; mitotic cell cycle phase transition
Cellular component (GO): cyclin-dependent protein kinase holoenzyme complex; cytoplasm; nucleus
Molecular function (GO): cyclin-dependent protein serine/threonine kinase regulator activity
Source: RefSeq, a predicted model, not a curated record